CUCGAAGAUGUCAGAGUGGCAUCAAUACAUUUAAAUCGGCAUAAAAAGUCUCAACGAUAAUCGUGGGAGAAGUAAGUUAUCAGGAGAUGAAUGUGUUUGUGUUGUGGGGGGCGGCAGCAGUCCUAUCGGUAUCUUAUUGCCCUUUCACCGUCACUGUGCCUGGCUCCGUCUCCAGGAACACUCACUAGCCGGUAUACCAGUAAGUGUGACCAUAGAAUAACCUACGCCAUGGUAAGUCGCGCUUGCAUUCGAUCCCUGUCAAAGCUUGGCAGGACCCUGGCAGUGGGAAGCCAUAGCUUGACAGGGCUGAAUAAGACCAUGAUGGGGCCCUGUUACACGUUGACUCGAAACCUCACCACCGCCACCAAGGAAACCAAAGUCGGCGUCAUCGGAUGUGGACAAGUUGGCGAAGCUGUGACCAACAACCUGACACGGAAAGGAUACAGGGUGGUAGCAGCGUGUGACAGUGACCCCCGCCGUCUAGUAGAUCUGCCUUCGUCUGUAUCUCGAGUCUCCACGCCAAGGGAGGUGGUGCAGCUGUCCGAUGUUAUCCUAACCUGCCUGCCAAAACCGCCCAAUGUGAAGGCUGUAGCCGAGGGUAGUGACGGCGUGUUGACGUCACUAACCGCUGGCAAGAUAUGGAUCGACCACUCUACAACAGAAUUCGAGCAGACGCAAGUAUACAUGAAGGCAGUACAUGAAGUAGGGGCGCACAUGCUGGAGUCGCCCAUCACGGGUGGGUUGGACGCACUCAAGAAAGGACAGAUGAUCGCGUAUGUGGGUGGUGACAAGACCAUAGUUGACGCCGUCAUGCCUCUCCUAGACGCGUCGUAUAUCAAGGUGUUCUAUGUAGGAGACACUGUAGGAGCCGCAAUGGUCAUCAAGGUGGUGUCUAACAUGCUGUGUUGCGUUCACGUUAUCGCCAUGGGGGAGGCUCUUAUGUUAGGAAAGCGCGCAAACAUUGAUCUGAGGACCUUCUGGGAUGGAAUUCGUCUCAGUGUUGGCAAUAGCUUCGUGUGGGAGACAGCCGCGCCAGUGGUGUUCAACGGCGGCGAAUACGACCCUGGCUUCUCUCUCUCUCUUCAGAACAAGGAUCUUCAACUUGGUUAUGACAUGGCCAGGAAGUACAAGGUACCAAUGGACAUGCACCAGAUGGCUUUGAGUAUCUACAGAAAAGCUGAAUAUCAAUUCGGGGAGGAGGCCGGAUGCUACAUCGUCCCCAAAGCCAUCGAGUUAGCUCUUGGCGAGUCUCUACAGAGUCCAGGAUUCGACACAUGGGAGUACGACAAUGUGGUUGAGAAUGGCUCACUUAUUACCAAGCAUGUCGGUGUUGACGUUUGACGACAGGGCGUGCUAACUUACUUUCAACCUCGAGUGUGAGGAUUGUGAUGCGAGAACCAAUUUUGAUGUCAAGUAAGAGGAUAUGGACACAAGAAGAUCCUGAUCUGACGUGAAACACAAAGUUGUUUGGCAUCGAGUCAGGUGAUCUUCAAACACUCCAAGUUUAAUUGAUGUAAGUUGCCAUUUGUAUAUGAAAGCUAGCUGGUCUCUUUCAUGCGUCAGGUGUCCGUCUAUCCUUAUACUUUACAUCAUCAAACAUUGAUCGUCACUAUUGUUAUCCAAAAAAUGUAGACAAUUUUCGGUUUAUGGAAAUUGGAAAGUAUUACUAUAUUAUGUUUCUGUUUACUGCGGACUGGAAAGUGAAUAAAAAAUAGUAUGUGGA
Molecule: messenger RNA, 1723 nt
Organism: Homarus americanus (American lobster)
Lineage: Eukaryota; Metazoa; Arthropoda; Malacostraca; Decapoda; Nephropidae
Product: 2-hydroxy-3-oxopropionate reductase-like
Exons: 8
Coding region: 91-1341 (416 amino acids)
Biological process (GO): L-valine catabolic process
Cellular component (GO): mitochondrion
Molecular function (GO): NAD binding; 3-hydroxyisobutyrate dehydrogenase activity; NADP binding
Source: RefSeq, a predicted model, not a curated record